AGAAAACAUUUUUUCUCAAAUGAGAUAAGAUAUAAAAUGGUAUAGAUAAUUUUAUGUUAAAAACAUGCAUAUACAUUAUGUGUUCAUGAAAUAUAUUCCUUUUCAGAGUUUACAAUGAAUAAUUCAACAGAAGGCGAUGCAGAUGAUAUGGAGUUGUUUCCCUUAUACGUGACUGUGCCCUUGGGAAUCUUUUUAGCUUUCCUGAUUUUUCUGGCGAUGCUGGGGAACGCAUUGACAAUUAUUGCGUUCGUGCGAGAUAAAAAGUUGCAGACCGUUUACAAUAUGUAUUUGGUGAACUUGGCCGUUACGGACUUCGCUUUAAGUUUAUUUAGCAUGACGGUGUAUUCCGUGCACACCCUUGCCAGCUUUUCCUGGCCCUUUGGAUACCACUUUUGCAAGGUCUUUCUGGUGAUUGAUUUUACACUUUGCUUGGAAUCUGUUAUUUCUAUCGUAGUCAUCAGCUUAGACAGGUUGCUUCUUCUAAAGCACGGUCCACACUACGUAUUGAAAGAGUCCACAAAAGUAGCCACGAUAAAGAUAGCUGUCUCGUGGGUGUUGGCGGUUUGUCUGUAUUCGCCGGCUAUCAUUGGGUGGGACUUGUGGACGGGUGAGGACGUGAGCGCCCCGGAGGACUGUGAUGUACAGUUCGCCUACCACUUUGUCUUCACCACCACGACAGCCGUCAUCGAGUUUGCCAUUCCAUUUAUCAUCAUCAGCAUCUUAAAUUUUCUCAUUUAUCUCGAAAUACGUAAGCGAACAGUGGUAUUUCCUAUGACCAAUACAGGGAAUUCCUCGUCUGAACCAAAUGCAGACUAUACAAGCGCCGCAGCCAAGGAAACAACACGUAAAGACAUCAAGGCAGCCCGUUUUCUUGCGAUGUUGGUUCUUGUUUUCUUUUUGACCUGGGCUCCGUACACUAUUACGACCAUCAUAAUUUCUUUUUGUGAAGAGUGCGUCAAUGAGUACGUUUAUGAAUUUUUGGUAUGGUUGUUGUGGUCUAAAUCCGCAAUCAACCCUUUUCUCUAUGUGUAUAACAGUACAAUGUUCUACAAGAACUUUAAAGAAAUACUGAGAUGCUGUAGAGGAUCGGCUACAAAUACCCUGAACUCUACCGUCGUGUCUCAUGUCACAUCUUGA
Molecule: messenger RNA, 1137 nt
Organism: Saccostrea cuccullata (small rock oyster)
Lineage: Eukaryota; Metazoa; Mollusca; Bivalvia; Ostreida; Ostreidae
Product: histamine H3 receptor-like
Exons: 1
Coding region: 115-1137 (340 amino acids)
Biological process (GO): adenylate cyclase-inhibiting G protein-coupled acetylcholine receptor signaling pathway; G protein-coupled receptor signaling pathway, coupled to cyclic nucleotide second messenger; chemical synaptic transmission
Cellular component (GO): synapse; dendrite; plasma membrane
Molecular function (GO): G protein-coupled acetylcholine receptor activity; G protein-coupled serotonin receptor activity
Source: RefSeq, a predicted model, not a curated record